Messenger RNA from Calidris pugnax (ruff), 2547 nucleotides. RefSeq names its product C-type lectin domain family 2 member L-like. Bases 96 to 650 code for a protein of 184 amino acids. The record is from RefSeq and is a predicted model, not a curated record. Lineage: Eukaryota; Metazoa; Chordata; Aves; Charadriiformes; Scolopacidae. The transcript has 5 exons.
CUUUUUCUGUCGCCGAACGGCGCCCGUUGGACCGAGGGAGACAGGCGCCUCCCCGUACCCUCCCCCGCCGCCUCCACAGCUGGCUCCUCUCACCCAUGGAAGGCCCAGGGGGCGGCGGGGACUGCAGCGGUGGCUCUCCGGAGCGGAGGACGGGGACCGGCAAAGAUCUUUUCUCAAAUAUCUGGUUAUGGAGAGGUGUUGCUGGAGCCCUUGCUACUGCUGUCACUUUGAUUUUGUGUUUUCAGUUUGCAAACCAUUCUUCGACCAAAGAUCUUCCUGUUUGUCCUUCCCUGGAUCUCUGUCCAUCAGGUUGGCUGUAUUUCCAGAGGAAAUGUUACUACCUCUCGGACAGUGAAGCCAACUGGAACUCCAGCCAGAGCCUCUGCUCUUUGCACAAUGCUUCUCUCCUGGUGAUUGAAAAUCCUCAAGAACUGAGUUUUAUGGUGAAGAUAACAAAGGAAGACCCGUGGAUUGGACUCUAUAAAAGAAAUGAAGAGUUCUUUUGGGUAAAUGGGAAAGCAUUAGACAAUAAAAUGAUUGAAGUGAAAGGCUCUGGAAACUGUGCCUAUCUUGAGUCAAAAGGAGUCUCAGCCUCUGGAUGUUAUUUAACCAGGAAGUGGGUCUGUAGCUUGAGUUUAGCUACAAACUAAUACAGGUUUCUACACCUAUAUAGGUUUAUACACCUAUAAAGGUGGAUGGAGCCGCCACCCCUGACACUUAACUGCUGUGAUAUGAUGCCCACACAGGCUAUGUCUGUGCUCUGGGUCCUGGGAACACAUCUCAGCUCCUGCCUGGAGGUGAAUGACUUUUCUGGUAGCCAGAAUUCUCCACCCAUGUAGGAAGCUUCUGUUUUUUAAGGGUACCAUUUAAAAGGCUUGCUUCAUCAUCUUGAUAAGUCUUUUCCCUUGCCCCAUUUUCCUCGCUAUUGCUCAGCCUGUGGUUUCUUUCUGUUGUGUUCAUCAGUAUUACUUCCACUAACUCUUCUCUUACAGGAUCCUAAGCAGCUGCUCUUUCUUUUCCUUUUUGGUGUGCAGCUGGAGGUAUUUACUAUGUUUUUUUCUCGGCCAGGCUCUGCGUGCGAGGGUGAUUUGCGAAGGGGGUCUGCUUGAGGGUCUCCCAGGGCCUCUCAGAUACAGGGUGAUGCAGAAAUGAGAGCUGUUGUUGUAGACAGGGUCAUUGCAGAUUUUGCUCUCCCUGUUUGACGGGGUGCAUCUUGUGUGACUCUGUAUUGUGUUCAAUGUUUUGCUAGUGUUAUUUUACAUUAAUCUUUUUAAAUUAGCUUGACAGUAUUAUAAUUGGUAUUUGUGUAGCUGCACUGCAGCUGAGGUGGUUCUUCCCACAGCAUUUAUAUUAGCAAAAAAAAAAAAAAGUCUGUAGACAGAAUAGAAUAUUUAUUUACCUGAGCAUCUGCACUGAUGGGGGAAAAAGAGUUUGAACUGAAAAAGUAAUAGUGAAGCUUCAGGCAUUAAUGUUGUAAAGUUAGAAAUAGUCCUCUGUGUGAAUGGGCAAAAUCACGAGUAGGGAAUAAGAGAAUUAACAGCACAGGAUGUUUCUCUGUGGUUUCCUUAUGUUCUGUGCCUGUUGGAGCACGAGGCUUCUGAGCAAGCAGUAUUACGUUUCUGGAUGGACAAUGAGUGUUUUCUUCUGCGCGCCUAUAAUUUUCAGCAGCAACACCCAGCACUGUUGUGUCACCGUGAGCCUGAGCAGAGUCAGGGCACAGCCCUGGUGGGCUCUGUUCACUCAUGUUUAGCAGGUAACCUGAAGAUUGAAAGUGCCAUUUGACCCCGAGGAAGCAAACCAGCUUAUUUUCCCCAUAGGACUAUUCCUGCCGGGUUUCUAGAGGAGGAAGAAUGGGAAAUCCACAUGCAUAGCAGGGCAAAAUACUUCCCUCCCUGGAAUAAAAUCUGGAAAAUUGGUGUUCUUGUCAUCUGGGUGUUAUGGAGAGGACUAUGAACUCCACAGGUCUUCUUGAAGGAGUAAGUGGAGCCGGUAUUGGAGUAACCACUAGAGCGCACUGUAGUUUCAGGGAAGGGAAGAUAAAUAAUUGUGUCUUCUCCUUUUUUUAAGAAUGUAAAAUUGCACCAUGUUUGACAGGUUAUUUGGAGUGUUGUUGGUUCGUUGGGUUUUUUUGUCCUAUCUGGUAAUUAUUUUUGCCCUCACUGUGUUUUUAUGCAAAUUCAGUUGUUGUCUAGUUUUGUUCAUGUCUUGUUGAUGCCUUCAUUAUUUCCUGUGUCAAUUGGAUUUUACUGUAACAGGACCAUGCAAUAUGGAGAUUGUUAACAACUUGUGACUUUAAGAUGUUUAUUUAUAUAUGGUCACUAAUUUUGCAGAACUACACUUUUUGUAAUUGCUUGUAUUCUUUAUAGGCACAGUAACAGAACUCUACGGUAUGAAUAGCUUAAUAAUCUAUGUGUUAAUUUAUAUGUAACUAUUGGGGGGGUAGAGGAAGGUAGUCUGCAACGUUUUUAAAUUAACUCACUCUGAAGGAUGUGGUACGUGCAAUAGUCCUGAAAGAUAUGCAAUAAAUAUCUUUACAGAGCCUCUGAA